This is a messenger RNA of Chaetomium fimeti, 975 nucleotides long. Its product is annotated as mitochondrial carrier domain-containing protein. The coding region runs from base 1 to 975 and encodes 324 amino acids. The transcript has 3 exons. Gene Ontology annotation, cellular component: mitochondrial inner membrane. Lineage: Eukaryota; Fungi; Ascomycota; Sordariomycetes; Sordariales; Chaetomiaceae. The record is from RefSeq and is a predicted model, not a curated record. Gene Ontology annotation, molecular function: S-adenosyl-L-methionine transmembrane transporter activity.
AUGAGAGACAACGCGCAUCAUGAGAUACUGGCAGCUGGUGCCGUGGCUGCAUUCACGGUUGACAUGCUCGUGUACCCGUUGGAUACAAUUAAGACGCGGUAUCAGAGCCAGGGCUACCUUGGUCUGAAGAGUAAUUUAUCGUCCACGAGAAGAGCACCGUACACAGCCGUGAGGGGACUGUACCAAGGGAUUGGAAGUGUGGUCCUCGCAACCCUCCCUGCCGCCGCGGUCUUCUUCGCCAGUUACGAGUCAACUAAGCCCCUUCUCAGGCAUGCCUUACCAGACAUAGUCCCGGGCCCAGCCAUCCACGCCUUUGCAUCGGCCGGCGCUGAGAUGGCUUCCUGUCUCGUCCUUACGCCGGCCGAGGUGAUCAAACAGAACGCUCAAGUACUACAACGAUCAGGGUCGUCUUCCCUCGGCCGAUCCUCCUCCUUACAGGCUCUUCGCAUGCUACGUCGCAGCGGGGCCGGUGUGACACGGACGCUGUGGAGAGGAUAUACCACGCUGGUUGCUCGGAACCUGCCAUAUACAGCGAUUCAGUUUCCCAUGUUUGAGUAUCUUCGGGCUCAGAUUUGGAGACAACGGCAGGGUCACAGUUCCAAGAUAGCGCCAUGGGCCACUCUGGAACCAACAACGGGUGACGAAACGAGUGUAGCAGCGCACGCCAGCUCCCGCUCUCUCCUCGUCGAGACAGGGCUAGUAACGGGGAGUGCCGCGGCCAUUUCUGGGUCUCUUGCAGCAACCAUAACGACACCGGCAGACGUUGUUAAAACACGGGUGAUGCUCGGAAAUAGGAACGGCCCACAGGGGCCGGGCAGCGUGGUAGAAAUUGUGAGGACGGUUCUCCGUGAGAACGGAAUCCGAGGUUUGUUCCGAGGUGGCUCGUUACGUGCGGCAUGGGCGGCGCUCGGGAGUGGGCUCUAUCUGGGCUCGUACGAGGCAACAAAGGUUUGGCUGAAGCAUCGGUCACCUUAG